CAGCCAUGUGCUCUAAGGAGAUAAUACUCUUGGUCAUCAUUCUACAUAGGAUGAUAUAUGCUAUUGGAAAAACAACUGUCCAUCAGCCUGACUCCGUGAUUACAGCUCGGCUGGGGGAGUCUGUGACUCUAAACUGCACAUUUACUCAUGAUGCUCAGCAGUACAUGUCCUGGUAUAAACAGAGGCCGGGUGAGAUGCCAGUAGCGUUGGUCACGGCACAGACUUUAUCAGCCAUUGAGUUCCAGAGUGGCUUCAAUGCAUCCGAUUACACAGUAAAGAAGGAUAAAGGCAUCUUUCACCUCACCAUCAACAGGACUACUGUGUCAGAUGAAGCAUUUUAUUUCUGUGGACUUACUAAAUUCUUUCAUGCUGUGUUUGGAAAUGGAACUUUUGUAGCAUUGACAGAUCACAGAAAUCACAGGCUGGACUUAAGUGCAGAGAUCCAAACCUCAGUACCAGACCCAGUUGACCCAGAAAACCCGAAGACCCUGGAGUGCACUGUACUUACUGAGACCAGAACCACAGAGCUCAGUGUGUUCUGGUUCAGACCCAGUUCAGGAGGUUCUCAUCCUGUGAAUAUUUACAUCCAGAAGAACUGCAGCAGUGAGUCUGGUUCUGGUUUUGGUUCUCACACUCAGAGCUGCGUCUACAGACUUCCUGUGGGUCACACAUCUGAUUCUGGAACAUUCUACUGUGCUGUGGCCUCAUAUGGUCAGUUACUGUUUGGGAACCAAGUAACGCUGGAUAAGAAACAAACAGACUCUGUGGAUCCCGUGAUAGUUAGCUUGGCGGCAGCAUUGGCCCUGUGUAUUGUAGUAAUAAUCGUCCUAGCCAGUUUAAGUUGCAGAAGGACGACAUGUAAAGACUGCAAAGCAGCACACCACACUGCAGGACACAACCCCCUCAGGGCACAAGCAGCGGGUCAGGGCCAUGAGGAAGAGGUGCUUAACUACGCAGCCCUGCAAUUCACUAAAGGGAAAAGCAACAGCGGCCAAAAGAAGAAACGACCAGCCCAGGAGAGCACAUACUCUGGUGUUAGGUCCUCUAGGCUCUAAAUACUGUUUAAAGCCCCAGAAGAGCACCCACAUCUCCUAACACCAGUGAUUGUUAAGAUAUUUCAUCAGAAGCCACUUUGGGAAUCGGACGGGAGUAAAAACCCAUAUGCAGAGCAGAGUUCCAUUGAAGUCUAUGGCCUUUACCACCAGCCCUCCCUUCCCCCUUUGUGAGAAAAGUAACUUUUCUGAAUCUAUACUCUUACCGCAAUGUUUUUACAAACAGCAUGUGUAACCAGUUAGGCAUGGAAAUUGUGGUCUAACAACUGCAGUCUGCAGUCAGUUUGUGCACAGACAUGCACAGCGCAAGUGAUGUUUCAAGUGCACUGACUAGCAGAGCAAAUAGCCGCCAGGGAGGUGAUGUCUGUGGCACAGUAUGUGAGGGUGCCUACCUCUGCCCAAUCAGACUGGCUGAACAUCUUCAUUGUUUUGU
Sardina pilchardus (European sardine) is the source of this 1485-nucleotide messenger RNA. RefSeq lists its product as uncharacterized. NCBI's taxonomy places the organism in Eukaryota, Metazoa, Chordata, Actinopteri, Clupeiformes, Clupeidae. Bases 6 to 1055 code for a protein of 349 amino acids. The record is from RefSeq and is a predicted model, not a curated record. Gene Ontology annotation, biological process: response to bacterium. The transcript is spliced from 6 exons.